UUAUUAGAUUUAGUCAACCUCGGGGCCUAGACUUAAACCCUAGAGCUGUCCUGUGGUUCUCAAUCUCAUCAACGCGCCGUGUUGGAUCCGGCUGCGAACCACUGGGCGAGAAGCAUUGGAGAGGAUCUCGAGAGCCCAGGCAUGGCGCCAAAUCAUGGAUCCAUGGGGCUUCGUUCUCUAAUCUGCGCGCUGCUGUCCAUCUGCGCGGCCGCCAGCAUCCGGCCGAUCUCCGAUGCUCAUAGAUCUGCUGCUCUUGAUUUGUUCGUCCCCAGUGGUGGAUUGUUUCAGAGCCUAGAGGAGACUUAUGAAGCAUUAAGGACGUUUCAGAUUCUUGGAGUUGGAAAUUUUUCUGACAUUGGCCCUGCUACAUGCCCAGUUAUUAUAGACAACCUUACAUCACCAGCUUCAAGUCCUAAGGACUUGUUUGAUGCAAUAAGAGUGAACAGUAUCUUAGAAUGCCAGAUUGGUUCUCAGACUUUUAAGGAUGUUGCAGAAAAAUUUCAAGAUUUGAUAAAAAGCACAGACAAAUUGAUGAACUUCUAUUACUCCAUCCUUGGUUUGCUUCAUGUCAAGGCGCAAGGAGUUAGUGUUGUCCUACCUGAUGCUGAAGGGGUUUUCUAUUCAAUCAAGGCACUUAGCCAAAAUGAUGGAAGAUGGCAGUAUGAUAGCAACAAUGCUGAAUCAAGUACUUGUGCUGCUGGUAUAGCACUUGAGGCACUUGCUGGAGUUGUUUCGUUGGCUGAUAUAGAGUUGGUUCAAUCUAAGAUUGGAACUAUUAAACAUGAUAUUGUCAAGCUAUUUGAUAGCAUCAAGAGCUAUGAUGAUGGAACUUUAUAUUUUGAAGAAAAGCACAUCGAUGGUAGUGAAUACAAGGGUCCUCUUGCAACAACAGCCUCAGUUGUGCGUGGUGCUAGUGCUUUUGCAGCAAUUGUUUCUGAGAAGCUAAAUAUUCCUGGUGACAAACUGGUGGGUAUAGCGAAGUUUCUUCUUAGUGUUGGAGUUCCCGGUAGCACCAAAGACUUAUUCAAUCAGAUAGAUUCACUAUCACACAUUGAAAACAACAGGAUCUCUAUUCCUCUUAUUCUUUCACUUCCAUCCACAGUAUUGUCUUUGACUUCAAAAGAUCAGCUUAAGGUUGAGGUGACUACAGUUUUUGGUUCAGCUGCACCUCCACUGACAGUGAAUCUUGUACGAGCUUCCAGUUCUGAUGUGAAGAACAACCCUAUACUUGAAAACCAGGAAUUACAAUUUGACACAGAAAAGAACGUUCAUUACUUGGACAUCCUACCUCUGAAAAUUGACAUCGGAAAGUAUACACUUGAAUUUGAGAUUUCACUUCAUGACCCAGAGAAUUUGAAUACAUAUGCCACUGGAGGGCAUGCUCACUCAUUGAUUUUUCUAACAGGAUUGGUCAAAGUAGACAAGUCUCAAAUUGGAAUUUAUGAUACUGAUAGCGAGUCUUCUGCAAGCAUGUUAAAAUUGGAUUUCUUCAAGGAUGACAAAAUUUCACUAGUGGCAAAUCAUCUUCAGAAGUUGCGCCUAAGUUUCCAACUUUUCACGCCUCUUGGAAACACCAUUAAGCCACAUCAGGCGUUUUUAAAGCUGAGGCAUGAAAGCAAAGUAGAGCAUAUCUUUGCAUUGGAGAAUUCUUCCCGACAGUAUAAGAUAAUACUAGAUUUUCUUGCACUCGUCGAAAAAUUUUAUUACCUCUCAGGUAGAUAUGACAUUGAACUUGCCGUUGGAGAUGCAGCUAUGGAGAAUUCAUUCCUCUAUGUUCUCGGAUACAUUGAUUUAGACUUGCCAGAACCACCUGAGAGGGCAUCACGUCCUCCAUCACUCUCUGUCGACCCAUAUGCAAGAUUUGGGCCAAAGCAGGAGAUAUCACACAUAUUCCGGGCCCCGGAAACAAGACCACCAAAGGAGCUUUCUCUUGCAUUUCUGGCUUUUACCCUUGUACCACUUGGAGGGUUUGUGAUAGGGUUGCUAACUUUGGGAGUAAAUUUGAAGAGCUUCCCUUCCUCAUCUGUCCAUGCCUUGUUCUCCCUACUCUUUCAUGCUGGCAUUGCUGCUAUUCUACUGCUCUACGUCCUUUUCUGGUUGAAGUUGGAUCUCUUCACAACUCUGAAGGUCCUUGGCCUUAUUGGAGUUUUCCUCAUCUUUGUGGGUCAUAGGACUCUCUCCUGCCUUGCUUCAACAUCAGCGGGGAAGGUGAAGACUAAUUAAUGGUAACGCGAGUGCCGAGAGCUGCAUCAUUAGUUAAGAUGCCAUACAUGAUCAUGCACUUGAAAUUAUUUAGACAUCACCAUUGCUCUGGUAAACUGAAAAUAUGACAAUUUUAGCUUUUGGAUUACCAAGCAAUCCGCAGGCUGACUGUUUUUUUAGGAUGUGGCAGUAAAUUUUGUUUAAUUAUGGAAUUAUGAUUGCAUACGGAUCUGUGUUCCUUGAGUUUAAUUUCCUCGUCACUGAUUGUAUUUAUGUAUUUCGAAUAUUGUAUUAUCAUCCUCAAAUUAGUUUGCUGAAAUGCGUAGUUGGAUCUUAUA
Molecule: messenger RNA, 2540 nt
Organism: Zingiber officinale
Lineage: Eukaryota; Viridiplantae; Streptophyta; Magnoliopsida; Zingiberales; Zingiberaceae
Product: dolichyl-diphosphooligosaccharide--protein glycosyltransferase subunit 2-like
Exons: 20
Coding region: 142-2223 (693 amino acids)
Biological process (GO): protein N-linked glycosylation
Cellular component (GO): oligosaccharyltransferase complex; membrane
Source: RefSeq, a predicted model, not a curated record